GUGACAACAACAACGAUGUCAUCGAUUUGUCUACCAGCUGGUGAUUUAUUUGUUCCCAUAAAAAUUGAGGAAAAUGAUCCUUACGAUGGAAUUAAAAAACUUAUGCAAGUUUUACGACCGAAUUGGGAUACGGAUAACAUAAAAUUUAAAUUGUUUACAGAUGGAAUAACUAAUAAAUUAGUGGGAUGCCAGCUCAUUAACGAACCAAAUACCAAAAAUAUUGUUUUAGUCCGCAUUUAUGGAAACAAAACUGAUUUGCUUAUUGACCGGAACGCUGAAUUGCGAAACAUCAAAACAUUAAAUAAACUUGGCCUUGCACCUAAAGUUUAUGGAAUAUUUGAAAAUGGUUUGGCUUAUCAAUAUUACCCAGGAGUAACUCUUACUGUUGAUUCAGUACUAAAUGAUAAAAUAUGGCCUCUUGUAGCACAAAAUAUGGCAAAGAUGCACAAGGUUAAACUCGGAAAAGAUGUAAAAGAAGAACCUAUGGUUUGGGACAAGAUAGAGCAAUUUUUGUGUUUGCUUCCGGAGCCAUUUACCGAUGUUAAAAAAAGGACCAGAUUUAUCGAUAGCUUUGGGUCAGUAACAAGAUUAAGAAUUGAGUUUGAGCGGCUUAAGUCACACUUAAUAAAUACUGAGAGCCCCCUAGUGUUUGCUCACAAUGAUUUGCUUCUAGGAAACGUCAUCUACAACCAAGUUGAAGAAACCAUAGCUUUCAUUGACUAUGAAUAUGCCAGUUAUAAUUAUCAAGGAUUUGAUAUUGCAAAUCAUUUCAAUGAAUUUGUUGGUCUUACCAUCGAGGACAUAGACUAUAAACGAUAUCCAAGCGAAGAGUUUCAAAAGAAAUGGUUAAACGUCUAUGUAUCUGAGUAUUUACAAACCAAUUCACCACCUGCUGAUUAUGUAAAUAAAAUAUACAGAGAAGUUCAGCAGCUAUCACUUGCAUCACACUUUAUGUGGGGCAUUUGGUCUCUAGUGCAAUUCGAAUUAUCUGAUAUUGAUUUUGAUUUUGGAAGAUAUGCCGAAAUACGUUUAAAUAGAUAUUAUGAAACGAAAGAAAAUAUAUUUAAGGAAUUCAGCUGAAACCGGAGCAGCUCAAGAUAAUAAAAAAAACUAUCAGUAAUUUUACUAUAUUCAUUAACAGAGUUUAAAAAUCAUGUUUUUCCUUUAUUUCGUUAUAAUAAAUAGUUAAGUGG
Molecule: messenger RNA, 1193 nt
Organism: Chilo suppressalis (striped riceborer)
Lineage: Eukaryota; Metazoa; Arthropoda; Insecta; Lepidoptera; Crambidae
Source: the annotation of a GenBank genome assembly